AUGUCCACUAACUCCUUCUUCACCGCGCUCGCCGCCUCCCAAUCCAAGGAGAAGUUCACCCCGGCCGUGCAGUCCGCCGCGGCAAAGGUCAACGCCGAUGCCCUCAAGGCCGCCGUCGACGCUAUCCUCGCUGGUGGCGAUGACGCUUCCGUCUCCGAUGCCGACCAAGCCGCUGCUCUGAAGGCGGGCUUUGAGUACGCGACGGAGCUCGUUAAGAUGCUUGUUAAUGAGCCGGGGACUGAUGACAAGUUAAAGCUGUACGCUUACUUCAAGCGCUCGAGGGAUGAGGAGCCUGCCCAGCCUUCGUUUUACCAGUUUGAGAGCAAGUUCAAGUACAACGCCUGGAAGGAAAUCAGCCAUAUCAGCCAGCAGCGUGCCCAGGCCCUCUACAUCCAGCAGGUCAGCACUGCCAUCGACACCAUCGGUACCCAGUAG
Messenger RNA from Aspergillus calidoustus, 435 nucleotides. NCBI's taxonomy places the organism in Eukaryota, Fungi, Ascomycota, Eurotiomycetes, Eurotiales, Aspergillaceae. The record is from the annotation of a GenBank genome assembly.